AUGGUUUUCCGGCGGUUGCUGGCUGCCCUGCUGCACAACCCGCAGCUGGUGGAGCGGCUUUCCGAGUCGCGGCCCAUCCGGCGGGCGGCGCAACUCACGGCCUUCGCGCUGCUGCAGCUGCAACUGCGCGGCCACGACGCGGCCCGCCGUCUGCGAGCCCUCGCGGAUCAGCCCCCGGGCUCCUUGGGUCGCCGCGUCGUGCGGUUCAAGGACACCUUCACCCAGGAACUCCGCCGCCGCCUCCGGGACCGUCCAGGACCACCCCCAGGUCAUCAGAAGGGCCCGGGCGCCAACGCGUAAGCACAGACUGGACUCUCCCGGGCCGAAGUCACGUCCCCUCCUCCCUUCAGUGACCUACACCGACCCCAGUGUUCAUGAGUUAUCUCGGGCACGAUGCACGGCUUCGAAUCCUGACUCGGAUUGUCAACAUGCAGAUGCCUAAGGUCAAGUGGACCUGUGCGUGCUGGUCCUGUGACUAGGCAGGACUCAGAGGGGAGUCUAGACCAGAACAUAGCAUGACUGAGAGCCAUGGAUAAACAACCAGAAAGAACGCCUGCCUUCUACAAGCGGGACUGAAGCUGAAUAAAUGCUGCUGCAUCCGCACUGGUUCAGGAGAAUACCAGGGAAGAUGGUGGAUGGAAUGACAACCCUAAAGUUGCCAAAAUCUGAUUAAAUAUGAAGCAGUCCCCAAGACAGCCUCAGAGAUGGACAAUGGGAGGAGCCACGGUAUAUAAAGACUUGCAAGUCUCAGCACUGGAGGCCGCGCUUUGCUGUGGAUUCCGGGCUGGGUCUGCCUUCCACUCGAGAGUACACCUCCGUUCUUCCUUCUCGCCCGCUGAAGUAAACCCUGACUGCUCCAGCUCUGGGCCCCCGUAUGAGUUCUUCAGAACUGAGGCUGCCGAUGUUGGGAUUAGAGGGCAUUUGGGAGGGGGGCAUCUCUCCAUACCCACAAUCCAAGUGUACUGGGUCGUUUUGUGUGUCAACGUGACCCAAGCUGGAGUCAUCAGAGAGGAGGGAGCCUCGGGGCUGAGGAAAUGUCUCCUUGAGAGCCAGCUGUAAGGCAUUUUCUCAUUUAGUCAUCAGUGGGGGAGGACCCAGCCCUCAUCCCUGGACCAUUGGUCCUGGGUGGGAUGAGUGGGUCAGGGAAAACAGGCCAGUAAGCAGCACCCCUCCACGGCCUCUGCGUCAGCUCCUGCCUCCGGGAUCCUGCCCUGUUUGAGUUCCUGUCCCAACUUCCUUCAGUGAUGAACAGUGAUAUGAAGGUGUAAACCAAAUAAACCUUUUCCUUCCCAA
Messenger RNA from Peromyscus californicus insignis, 1293 nucleotides. RefSeq names its product NCBP2 antisense 2 (head to head) (gene Ncbp2as2). Lineage: Eukaryota; Metazoa; Chordata; Mammalia; Rodentia; Cricetidae. The record is from RefSeq and is a predicted model, not a curated record. The transcript has 2 exons. The coding region runs from base 1 to 300 and encodes 99 amino acids.